Molecule: messenger RNA, 3889 nt
Organism: Mya arenaria
Lineage: Eukaryota; Metazoa; Mollusca; Bivalvia; Myida; Myidae
Exons: 16
Coding region: 162-3542 (1126 amino acids)
Cellular component (GO): membrane
Molecular function (GO): GTP binding
Source: RefSeq, a predicted model, not a curated record
UGUCACGUAUGCGUAUUUGACAAAAAUGUAGCGCAGUGCGCAGUCAGUGAUUCAUUUUAUAAUAAGAAGGACGGAUUAAUAAGUAUUGAAAUGUUCCGGAAGGAUGAAUAGUUCAAAUAAGGGAUACUUGUUUGUUUUACCACAGCGAAAAGUAUGUUGGAAUGGCUGAAAACAAUAACCGGAGUGAACAGUGGUGGAGGGUUGCUUAUGGAUUAGUGCGUCUGAGAAAAGGAUUGGAUCAUUUUGUUGAUAGGAAGUCCCGUACACUGUACAACGACGUUUACAUAAGUGGAUUAACGUCUUCAGUAUGCAACACAUGUCAGAUCAAUAAACACUGCCACAGUGGUGCGAAUAUAAUACCUAAAUGUUACAACAACACUUUUUGUAAAAACAAAUUUUGCGAUUCCAUUUGCGAUAGGAUACUUUCAACUUACUAUCCGUAUCAGAAAACGCCUAUUUGGGCGAACACUGACUCCACAAAGUGGAGCGACCGAAAUAUUGGAUAUUGGGAAAUUGCAAAGUGCUUUUUUAAUACUCCGGGUUAUCUAGACAAGGAAGGACCAAACACAACGGAUGGUAGUGGACUUAUUAGCAUUUGUUUAAACAACAAGGGAAUACGUUCGUCCAUAUCAAACGUACUGGUAUUUGAAGAGGUGCGUGACAUACGUAAUAAGAUUAGUCAUACUGCUGAUUACAAGCUUGACAAACAGACAGCUGAUGAAUAUUUGGAGAAAAUGAUUGAGCUUUUAAACGAUGGUAGGGAAUUACGGAACGAUCCUUUCGCGAUUGUAAACCGCCGACAUCUACAGGAUAUAAAAGACGGAAAAAGUCAAUGCAGUCGGAAAACAUCUACUCGAAUGGAACUAGAAGUCUGUACUCAUAACUUGAAUAAUCUCGAGGAAGACGAAAAUUACAACAUGUUUGAUUUAAAUCAAAUGUCAGAUGAAAGAAUUCAGUUCACUGCAAUACUUGUAAAUAUGUUCUCGUGCCUAAAGGAGGAAAUGGAAAAAAGAACUGCUUUGAGGCUAAUGAAACAUAUUUUGCCGAGUGCUUUUAGCUACGACAUGGAUGAAGCCCAAUUGAUGUGUCGUAGACGUGUUGUUGAUGAUCUUUUGAAGCGGAUCAUUUUUUCGAGCUGUGAAACAGUAAAGGAACGAUUCAGACAACAACUUGCAAAAGACAAAGCGGGGUCUAAACUUGCAAAGAAGCUUGAAAAAUGCAAAAUUUCAAAUGAAAAAAUAACAGAGUUUCGAAAUCUGCAGAAAAGACGAACUCAGCAAAAUUUUGAAUAUAGCCAAUGCGUGCGUUAUAUAGCGCUUAUCAACCCAUUGACUGAUGUAGAUAUGAUUGCAGACAGACUCUUAUCAGCAUAUAUCAUUAACUUGGAGGAGCACAGCAACAUUGUACACGCGAAAGCCAAAGAAUUAAAACUUUAUAUGUUCAAAACAGCAAUCAGUCGAUGUGACAAAUGUGUUUUACCCUCAUUGAAGGAUAUAUGUUGGCAACUAGAGAUCCGAUGCAUUCUUUGUGAAGACGAAGAAAGAUCCGAAAGAGGUGACGAGGAGAAAUCAACAGUAGAAGCGGUCUUGCCAUCCCCAAAUGUAAACUGGUUUUCGAAUCUAGGUAUGUGCAUAAAGUCAACAGCUGAAGGAUCGAUUAUUUUGACGUUUGAUUAUACAGAUCCAUUCGCACUUGAUAAAUGUCUCCAAGAGUGUAAAAAUGGGAGUAUUGUCAAUUUUGUGAAAGACAUUUUCACGGAUGAAUCUGUGCUGAAGACAAUUCCAGAGGGAGAGCAUAACGUCCAUGUUGAAAUAAAGUCAACAGGCUCAAACGGUAUAACUGUCAUUCUCUCUGCAAGCUUCCUAAAUAGGAAAAACAUGUGCCACCAGCAUGACGAGAAAGUUCCGGAACAUGACGUUUACAUUUGCGAAGAGCUUGAAAUUACGACAGACUUGAUCUUGCAACUACAAGCCGAGCAUGUUCUUCCAGAAAACAUUUCCUUUGAAUUGUUUGACAAUAUUGAAGGGCGAAGGAAUACAAUACAUGACCUGCUAUGCAGGUGCAAUCGAUCAUUCGAUCACAGGCAGUUCUACGAGAUCAUUAGUAAACAAAACAGUCACGACAAAAAAAACAAUAAUCAACAAACACUGUUCACAAGCAGUUGCAAGAUAAUUAAACGAGGUGAUUCACUAGCUGUAGAACAAACGCUUGUCAGAAGACUUGCAACGAAAGAAGUAACACAGCAAACUGGACAACUCUUAGAGUCAAAAGCAAACACAAGAGACAUGCAAUCUCAGAUUUACACCGAUACCAAUAGAGAUUUGGAUGAAAACAGCAACAUAGUCGAGGACGUAAGAAAUGGUAUUGAGCAGUUUGAAAAUAUUUCCAAGGCUACGAUGAUUACAAUUUUUAAGGAAUAUGGAUACCUAGGUUUGCAAAAGGAACUACAGAAACGUUUAAACACUUGGAAAACAGUAAAACUGAAUAUUGCAGUCAUUGGGCGAGCUGGUGUUGGAAAAUCUACGUUCAUAAAUACAUUUUUAAAGAAUACAAAAACACGUACAGGGUCAGUGGAAACAACAAACGAAUACAAACAUUAUCAUCACAGUGAACUUGAUGCUUUGAUUGUUUGGAACAUUCCCGGGGUAGGAUCACCGUCUUUUCCACUAAACGGAUAUCUCGAAAAAAUCGGUUUCGACAGAUAUGACUUUUUUUUGUUAAUGCUAAGUGACAGGGUGUAUGGCGACGACUUAUGGUUAAUGAAUCAGAUAUUUGAAAAUAAGAAAAAGGCUUUCAUUAUUAGAACAAAAACAGAUCAAGCUCUAGCAAAUAGACUCUACGAUUAUCCUGGAAUGUCAGAAGAGAAAGUUUACGCCAAGUUAAAACAGAAUAUGGUUCAAGAAUUCAAAUCGGCAAACGUUGAGCAAUCACGCAUAUUUCGCAUAUGUGGACACGAUGACAACCUUUUUGAAUUCAAACAAUUAAUUACAACAAUUGUACGUGAAACACCUGAUUUGAAAAAAAGUGCAGUGACACUUUGCGUUACAACGGUGUCUGAUGAAAUAAUCACCGCAAAGGUAGCAGAACUUAGGAAGAGAAUAUACGAGAUAUCGUUAGUAGCCUCAUUAGGAGCCGCUAUACCAAUACCAGGUGCUGGUAUUCUCGUACAGGUGAGUUUGUUGUACGACGAAGCUGAGUUCUACAGAAAACAAUUAGGCACAGAUGAAAAUACAAUGAAGGAGAUUGCCAAAAGAUUAAACUGCCAUAUAGAAGAUCUACAGGUCAGGCUGAGCAUGAAAAUGCAUAUAAUAUUGCGCACAAAAACGGCUUUUGCAGCUUUUCUAGGGACACUUGUGGCAACAGAAGGGGUUGAAUCUCUUUUAAAAAUAGCAAUCCCUGUCAUUGGAAGCAUCAUUGCAGCAGGCGCCAAUUAUCCAUUGUGCGUUUACUCGCUUAGAAAAGUUCUAUCCGAUCUUGAGAAGGAAGCACGACACUUAAAUAAAUUUUUGGCAGAAUGGGUCGAAAGAGAAAGCCUGAUUUAAAGACUACAGCGUUUGGGAAUCGAACGUUAUAAUUUCUGUGUAGUGCACUGUUAUAACAAAACUCAAAUGCGUCGCACUCGGAACUGUUAAUGGUUUCAUACGCGUCAGAGAUAAGACACAGUUUCCAAAACGACAUAAAAAGCGACAUGGGUUUGUAACGAGACCAAACUCGAUUUUUGUUAAUAUAUAAAAGUAUUUACUUCAAAUAUCAACACACGUAAUACACAUAUAUUGUUUGAAUGGCAAUCAUAAAAUCUAGUAAAAUGCUAUAAUUUCAGUGAACGUUUUGCAGACAAAUGAAGAGAUAUAUAUAACAAUUGAACACAUUUGUUCAGAGAACAUGUUGC